Messenger RNA from Pimephales promelas (fathead minnow), 984 nucleotides. NCBI's taxonomy places the organism in Eukaryota, Metazoa, Chordata, Actinopteri, Cypriniformes, Leuciscidae. The record is from RefSeq and is a predicted model, not a curated record.
AUGUCACAGGAGGCGGAGAGUAGUGCCGGAAGUGAACUUCAUAUAAAGGUGCUUAAGAAUAAACUGAGGAUCCAGAGUUUGUACAUCUUUCAUUCAGGCAAGAUGUUGACGUACAGGGUGACUGUAACUACUAGUAGACAUGAGAUCGGGUUGGUUAGACAGAUGAUUUCUGAGGCAACAAACAGCAUUUACCUGACGCUGAUAGACUCAAAGGAUCAGAGCAGUGAAAGAGUCCUGGUCAACAAAUCCUAUUUUGGUGGUUUUGGUUUUUUUGAAAAGGAGUACUCCUUUGACGUCUGUGUGAAGAAGGACAUUGAAGACAUUGUCCAGGUGAAACUUGAAAAGGAGAAAAUCUUAGUCAAUUUUCUGCGGUUUUGUAAGCAUAUCAAAGUGAAAACACCCUCUGGAAAGUGCUUCGAGUUUCCCUGUCAGUGCUGGUUAGAGGACGAAAAGGAAGUGAUUAUCCGAGAAGGCACUGCUCGAUUGCCUCAGGAUGACACCGAAUUGCUUAAAAAGAAAAGACAAGAAGAACUGGAAUCUAGACGGAAACAAUUCGGGUGGACCGACACGGACCAUGGCUUCCCGAAGAGCAUGUCUGGUCUUCCUCCAGAAGUUCAGUUUGAUUCGGCAAAAAGUUUUGAGUUUAAUUUGAAUGUCCUGAAAGUGAUUGGGGAAUUUUUGCUUGACAAAUUUAAAGGUUUCAUUCAUUCCUGGAAAGACAUGGCAGAUUUUGAAAAUUUAUUGGAAGAUUUUAAUAUUAAGAACACUCUACUAGAGAAAGUGGUGCAAGACUGGAGUGAGGAUUACAUGUUCGGCUAUCAGUUUUUGAACGGCUGCAAUCCUGUCAUGAUCAGGAAGUGCAUGGAAAUCCCAGUCAAAUUUCCAGUCACACAUGAGAUGGUGAAGGGCUCUCUGAAGACAGGAGUCACUCUCCAAGAGGAAUUAAAGGUCAGAAACAAGCGAUUUCCCUUUUUUAAAUUUUAA